Molecule: messenger RNA, 789 nt
Organism: Rangifer tarandus platyrhynchus (Svalbard reindeer)
Lineage: Eukaryota; Metazoa; Chordata; Mammalia; Artiodactyla; Cervidae
Source: the annotation of a GenBank genome assembly
AUGGGCCAGGGGCCCUUUCAACAAGGCAGGAUCUUGUUCUACAGCAAGUGUAGCUUCCAGUUUGGCUCAGGGAAAGACCAGGCUGCACUAGUGCUCGUGUCACCACGAAGGGCCACCUGUGCGCCACCCCGGGUGUGCUUGUCUUCGGGUGAGCUGACACAGCUGGUGUUUCUCUCUGAGGACCCAGAGAUGCAGUCGAGAGAACAUGAUGAAUGGACCCGGGCCAUCACGGAAGCCGGCUGGGGAGCUGGUGUCCUGUCAUUCAAGGCCACACCCCUGCUGCCAUCCCUGGCUGCUCCAGAUGCUCCAGGCCACACCCCUGCUGCCAUCCCUGGCUGCUCCAGGAGGGGGGCCAGCGGCUCUGGCCUUGGGGACACCAGGCCUCUCGGCAUGAGCCCCGUCCAGGUGGUCUUUCCUGACCGAGGCCUUGGCCCCUUAGAGGCCCAUAAGAUAGUGACCAAGGCCGCGCCCCCAGCCUGUGGGGAACUGACCGUCAUGACUUCUGGGUGGUGUCGGAGGGUUGGCUGGCGGCCCAGAGAGAAGAGCCGUGUGGAGCCGAAGAGGCGGGUGGACCGCACGGCCCUGGAGCAGAGAUACCGGCCUGUGACCAGGGAUCGCAAGAAAGAUCUGCAGGAGCUGCGGUGGUUCGGGCCAGCCUGGCUCCAGCCAGAGGCGGAGCAAGCUCCUCGCAAGCUGGAAAAAGAAGCUGGCAACCCCCUCCUCAUCUGUGCCAGCAGGGCGAUGGCAGACAGACAACUGGCAGAGACCACAUCCCCAUUGGACAGAUAA